UGCUCUUGAAUUGGAAAAUAUCACUGAAAUGAUAAUUUUUAUGAUUAGUGUGGUGAUAUACAAUGGGUUUACCGCCUAUUGUGACGGGAGUUUCGCCCAAGGAAGGGCCCCCAGGAACUCGAGUCACUAUACGAGGAGAAAAUUUUGGCAGUGGACCUGACGAUAUUAUUGGCCUUAUUAUUUGCAACUCAGAUUGCUUACUGUCUGCUGAGUGGGUUUCCAGUAAUAAAAUUGUUGCCAGAUCAGGCCCGGGGAAGAGCAAGGGGGAUAUAAUUAUCAUCACUAAAUCUGGAGGAAAAGGUUCAUGUACAGUCCAGUUUAGAGGCUAUCAUGAAACAAUAGGGCCUUUGAAAGAAAGUGCAGUUUGGGUUGAUGAAUCACAUUUGACUGGGCUAGGGAGACAUAGAGCUCUAAUUCCUUCUAGCUAUCAACAAGAUGAUCCAUUGGGGCUGUCAGUUGAAAAUGCUGUGAAAAAGUACCCAGAAGAAGAACUACAAGAAUUGUUUCCUGAAUCAAAUGGAGAGCUUGGGAGUGAACAUUUUUCACCAUCUUGGUUCUUAUUACAACAUCACCAUAGCACUGGGUUUGAUGAUUUGAAAGCUGGGCUAAGCUUUCUUAAACGUAGAGUUGAAGCUCAAAAGGAAGGACAAAUAUCUUUUUUAAAAACUCAUGCAGGUUCGGUAAUAGAACAGAUGGAUACAUUGUUGACGUUAAAAAAGGUUGUGGAAGACAAUAAAACAAAAUAUGGACCGGAUAUGACAGCCUCGCUGGAAAAUUCCAUCUUGAGCGCGAAAACCGAAGCUGGUCGGCUAUUUGACGAUGUUCUCAAACGUAAAGAGCAGGCUGAUGGAACAAGAAAUGCUCUAGGAAUUUUACAAAGAUUCCGAUUUCUGUUUCACUUACCCUCCACUCUUGAUAAAAACAUUCAGAAAGCUGACUAUGAUUUAGUAAUCAAUGAUUAUGCAAGAGCAAAAGCUUUGUUUAGAAAUACCGAAGUACAGGUUUUUAAAAGAGUGUUGCAAGAAGCAGAACAGCAAAUUUUAAACCUUAGAGAGGUUCUUCAAGAGAAGCUGCAGCAGUAUCCCACUUCACUCGAAGAACAAAAAAAAAUUAUCAGAAACUUGACAAACCUUGAAUGUCCCAAUGAUCCAGCUUGGCUUUGUAUCGCAGGUCAAUACAAGCACUGUUCUCAGGUUUUGUUCCAAUGUAAGGAUAAAUACCUGGGAUUGGAACAAGAAGAAAUAGUGAAAUCUGGGCCAUCAAAAGGAAAGCGAUCAAACAACCUCGUAUUACCAUCUUCUAGUUCUGCCGAACCUCUACCUAAUAGCACACCGGGAAGGGUAACAUUUCUCGAAGAGCUGAAUGAUCGAUUUAUGUCCGUAUUCCCAGAACUUUGGAGACUUGGUCAAGCCUAUUUUGCUGGAGAAUUAUUUGUUCGGACGGACGCGUUGAAAAAGGAUGAAUUUAAAAAAAUGGUGUUGGACGUGGUAACAAUUUUUAGCCAGCUUAUCAGAGCUGCCCUUGUUCCUCAUACACUGGACCGCCAAUCUCCACAUAGAGCUCAGUUUGGUAUUUGGCAACCCUUCAGUGGUAUAUUUUCGGAUCAUGAAGGAAUAGGGUCCUGGUUUGUACUUUGUCUUCGAACUGUUCGGACCUGCUACGCCGAAUUGCUGACACUUGAUUUGCCUACAGAAGCCAUUGAUGUAAUUCGUGACCUGCUUCACGAUUUGAGGGUCCAUUGCAUGAGGAGCCUAUUAAUGCAAGCCGCUGAAAACGUCACACAUCUGGCCAGCCAAGAGAACUGGAAAUUAGAGUUUAUUGAAUCACAUGGAUCCAUCACUCAGUUGCCUCAUGUGUUUGAAACGCAAGUCAUCGAAUGCUUGCAACUAGUGAAGGAGACAGUAUUCCAAUCAGAACAACGUGAAACUAACUUAAUGGAAAAUUCAUCUGUGCUCAGCGACUUGAAUCUCCUAGUGCAAAAAUUAUUAUUCAGUUUUGCACGUAGCACAGAACGUUUGGCGUCUUCAGACCAGAAUCAUACGGAAGAUAUAACUCGCGAAAUGAAGUUGUUGCUGGGGCUCAGUAAUUGCCAGUAUACAAUGCUUUACAUUUUGCCCAGAUUGAAAGAACAUUGGAAUAAACUGGGCUACCCUGAUCUUUCGGCUGCCAUUCAGGCGGCAAAGGAAUUACUGACGAAAACCGAAGAGCGAUUAAUGGAAGCCUACCUAGAAGAGAAGGUUGAGCCCCUAAUCGGAAUUGUGGAACCUUCUAUGUAUGCAGGGCGCUUUGAUUGGAACAAGAAUCUUCCUAUCACCAAUGAUAUUCGGCCCUACUGCAAAGAAAUAAUUAUGAACAUGAUUGCUGUUCAUGCUGAAGUUGCCCAAGUUAGCCCUUCACUAGUGUCUCGUAUUCUCGAAAGAGUUGUGCGUGAGGUGGCAGCAGAAUUGGGACGGUUAUUUUCCUGCGUCAACAAAUUCUCCGAGAGCGGAGCACUUCAAGCAUCAGCAGACGUUGCCGCCUUAUCUAGAGCAUGCCUAAGGGUCAGGAAGCAUUCCAAUGAUAUGCGUUCGGAGCCUGUCAAUCCUUUUUCUGAAGCAGCCGACAUGAUACCGCCACUUACGACAGAAAACAGUAUUGAGUCACAUAACAGAAUCCUAAUGAACUUCGAAAAGCGCAUGAAAUUCCAGUUAUUUUGUCUCGACUUAAAAUAGCACAACAGGAAUUUCCAUUACGCUCUAUUAUGGUUUGAUGCGUGGAAACAUUUCUAUUGAGACGGUCAAGCGCGAAAUGCCAUUGGUAAACUUUUAAACCUUUGAUCUACUGUCAGCUUAUUUACAUUUGAAUGGGUCUCAUCCAGCAUGAUGAAAAUCAUGGUUACUCUAUCAUGAUUUCCAACAAUUUACGAUUAUCCAACUAGAAGUGCUUUACUGCGAUGCCAUAAAAGUGCAAUAUGCAAAAAUUUAUAGCACUGGACGUUCGAAGGACGAAAACAAGACAUUUUUUUGAAAGUUGACAAUUAAAUUUAAACGCAUUAACGGAGAUUGGAGCAAAUUUUCUUUUUCUGUUAUUACACACAACCAUUGACACCAGGACGAGUUCGUUUGGUUGAACAGUUGUUCGGUUUCGCUGGCAUCUUUAUUGUCAAACACUUAAUGAAAUAAUUUUAUUCAAUCAAUUUUUUGGCUUUGAAAAAGCGGCGGAGAUAUAACACCUGCCAAGUAGCCAAGGCAACCAAACACAACAUACUGAAAACACUGAAAUACAAUACUCUGGAAUUGGUGGAUUCUGCAGAGAGGAAUUUUUAAACAGGAUUUAAAAAACCUUCUUGUAUCAAGCAGAAUCAAACAAUAGUUACCAUUGGUAUCCCUCA
Molecule: messenger RNA, 3370 nt
Organism: Daphnia carinata
Lineage: Eukaryota; Metazoa; Arthropoda; Branchiopoda; Diplostraca; Daphniidae
Gene: Sec5
Product: exocyst complex component 2-like
Exons: 16
Coding region: 63-2711 (882 amino acids)
Biological process (GO): Golgi to plasma membrane transport; exocytosis
Cellular component (GO): exocyst
Source: RefSeq, a predicted model, not a curated record